Molecule: messenger RNA, 1488 nt
Organism: Sphaerodactylus townsendi
Lineage: Eukaryota; Metazoa; Chordata; Lepidosauria; Squamata; Sphaerodactylidae
Gene: ASCL4
Product: achaete-scute family bHLH transcription factor 4
Exons: 1
Coding region: 591-1208 (205 amino acids)
Biological process (GO): regulation of transcription by RNA polymerase II; developmental process
Molecular function (GO): DNA-binding transcription factor activity, RNA polymerase II-specific; RNA polymerase II transcription regulatory region sequence-specific DNA binding; protein dimerization activity
Source: RefSeq, a predicted model, not a curated record
AUUACAAUUAACAGAAAGAACAACAAAGGCUGGCCCCCUUGGCUAAUUUUUCAGCUGUCAGGAGAUCCUUGACUCUCUAGAAGGAGGAGCUCUGGCAGUGCUUGGCAGAUGCAAACUUUUCAAGUUAUCCAUCCUUUUGGAGCAAGGUAAUAUCAAAGGGCACUAUGGAUUACAAUUGAGAGGAGUGUUUACAGCCUGGGAGAUUAUUUGUGUUUGGUGUUACCUCUAUAGUCAUACACAUCCAAGCUAGGAGAAAAGGAACAGAAGGAACCCUUUCAUUAUCUUUUGAAAUAUGAAGAUCAGAAGAAAACCUGGGUUUAAAGUGUGGAGUGAUGGUCCUGGAAGCCUCCUUAUAAAUUAGAAGGCAUCUUGCCUCUGUAAUAACAGAUCCAGGCACAGAGCUGAUUUUCAGACAUUGGGCAAAAUCCUGGAUGCAUCCUUGUUGCAGCAAACUUUGGGCAUAGAUCUACUGUUCAGUAAACACAAAUACAUUGUGUCUCGUGAGAUGGCGGAUUCAGCAACUGGACCUUCCCAUUGAUGGAUUAAUUCACCAGAUCUGCUUGGGGAAAUUGCUGCUACGUUGCCGCAGAAUGGGAAGUGGUAAAGAUGAUGAGCUACUGAACAGGAUCUCAUUCCCAGGACCAACAUCCCUUGGGAGCAGCCGUGCACCUCCCCUUGGGUUACCACUCCAAGAGCCAUUUGCUGUUCCUAUCCGCUUCAAUCCAACAUACUGGAACCACCAAGCCUACAAUGGAUACUCGGGAAGGUUCUCAUACUUACCUUUUUCCGGGUACGUUGGAGUCUACGACUAUUCUUUCGAGCCUGCCUUCAUCCGAAAGAGGAAUGAGAGGGAGAGGCAACGGGUUCGUUGUGUGAAUGAAGGUUACGCUCGCCUGCGAGACCAUCUCCCCAAGGAGUUAGCUGACAAGCGUCUUAGCAAAGUAGAGACUCUGAAAGCGGCCAUAAGUUACAUCAAGCACCUUCAGAAUUUGUUGGACUGUGAUCCUUUAGGGACUACUAAGACCGCCCUUCCAGCUACAGAGACCUCAGUUGCUCCUGUUCUUAGUUUGAGAAAAGAAUGCAACAGUGAUGGAGAAUCUAAAACUUCAUUGCCUUCAUCUCCAUAUAGUGAGCUCGAGGAAGUUUGCAGCGAGGAAACAGCAUCUUCAGAGAAGGACACUUCAAGAUCCCAUUCUUUCUUUCUUUAAAGCAGUCAUAUUUCUAAAUGUGCAUGGAUUUUCCCGCAGAACAAUGUGCAUAGUUUCCAGCAAUGGGAUGAAAAAAGGUAUCUUAAUUAUUUCAAAUGACUAUUUCCAUGGUUCAUUUGGACUGCAAGCGCUUAAGAAAAAAUGUUCUAAAAUUUCCUUAUUUAUGCCAUUAAAAGCAAUGGAAUGAGUAUGACUGAAAUAAUCUUUAAAAACCUAAAAUAUUCUUUUGUUUUGUAUGUUUCAGACAGGGAGAACUAAUAAUGUUUUGUAUGUUUCAGAC